Messenger RNA from Penicillium egyptiacum, 771 nucleotides. The record is from the annotation of a GenBank genome assembly. Lineage: Eukaryota; Fungi; Ascomycota; Eurotiomycetes; Eurotiales; Aspergillaceae.
AUGACGUUGAACAAUGAGACUUGUGAGUCUGCAAAACCUGCCAAUAAUGCAAGGGGUGAUUACACUAAUCGCCCAAAUUCGUGGGUUGCAUAUGGACAUGAUACGCGAAUCACCUCUUGGUUACGAGCGAUUACCGGGAAUAGGAUUCUACUUUAUCCGGAAGAAAAGCCCGGAUUUGCUUUAGUGGCAAAUUUAGAAGAGAAUGGACGCCAGAUUGAAUCCGAUCGAAGUCUUAGUGACUCUCCCAUAACUCUAGCACCAACUUCGUACUUCCCGCCGGGUGCGAAUUCAGAUCCAGCACACACACAUAAUGAGACAAGAAAUAUAGUAUAUUGGUACGGACCAGAUGAUCCAUCCAACCCGAGAAACUGGUCGUCAUGGAAGAAAAGACUUGUUACCUUUCAGAUAUGUUUAUACACCUUCGCCAUAUAUUCUGACUCGUCGAUAUAUGUGCCAGCUGAGUCCCAAAUAAUGGAAUAUUUCCAAGUCAGUCAAACGAAGGCUUCAUUGGGGUUGGCAUUAUAUGUGUUAGGAUAUGGCCUCGGUCCGUUGCUCUUCUCGCCCUUAAGUGAGGUUCCAUUAUAUGGUCGUAAUAUCCCGUAUAUUACCUCCUUCAUCAUCUUUAUCGUGCUAUGUGUCCCCACAGCUUUAGUGGACAACUACGCCGGACUUAUGGUUCUGCGGCUUCUUCAGGGCUUUUUCGGGAGCCCCUGUCUGGCAAGUGGUGGUGCCUCAAUGGGAGAUAUGGUUCGUGCAAAAGAUGCCUCUUAG